CUUCAUAGAAGAGUAGGUCAGGUCAGGUCAGCUCUCACUCCUAGACAGACUCGGUAUCAGUACGUACAGUAUAGAAAAAACCAUCACCGGAAAAUCCCUCUGGAUAAGUCGUUUCCGGGUCUUCCACCGUCGUCACUGGAACCUCCUCCGGCAGAUGAAUUGCUACCAGAUAUGACACCGUCACAGUCAGGGCUGAUAGGAGGGGCAGUGGUAGGAGGGUUUGUUCUGCUUGGUGUUUUGAGGUACUGCAUCAUUUGGUAUAGGAGAAGGAAGGUAGACAAUCAAAUUCCGUCUAAAUCUGAGGAUGGAAUUUCACGACCAAAACCACAACCAGGUGAUCCUACUCCAACACCAUCAACUGGCCAUCCUAUAGCUCUUUCUCAAAGUAUAUUUUCAUAUGAAGAAUUAGCCAUGGCAACUAAUGGUUUCUCCGAGAACAACUUUAUUGGUCAAGGUGGUUUUGGUUAUGUCCAUAAAGGGGUACUUCCAAAUAAGAAAGUGGUUGCAGUUAAACAGCUGAAAUUGGACAGUAAACAGGGAGAGCGUGAGUUUAGGGCAGAAGUUGAGGUCAUUAGUCGUAUCCAUCACAAACACCUUGUUUCAUUGGUUGGAUAUUGCAUUUCUGGGGAACAAAGAUUGCUUGUUUAUGAGUUUGUCCCAAAUGGUAACUUGGAAUAUCAUCUGCAUGGAUUGGAGAGUCCAACUAUGAAUUGGCCAACUAGGCUAAAAAUAGCUAUAGGCUCUGCAAAAGGAUUGGCAUAUCUGCUUGAGGACUGUCAGCCCAAGAUCAUACACCGUGACAUCAAGGCAGCUAAUAUUCUUCUUGAUUCUAAUUUUGACGCAACGGUUUCAGAUUUCGGGCUUGCUAAGUUUCUACUAGAUAUUAUGACUCACAUCACAACUCGGGUAAUGGGAACUUUUGGUUACUUGGCUCCGGAGUAUGCCAGUAGUGGACAGCUCACUGAUAAGUCAGAUGUCUUCUCUUUUGGGGUUGUGCUUUUGGAGUUGAUUACUGGACUCCGGCCUUUCGAUAAAACUCAAUCCUUCCCUAAUGAUAGCCUGGUUGAGUGGGGAAGGCCUUUGCUCGCGCACGCUUUAAAACAUGGCAACUUUGAAGCUGUUGUUGAUCCAAGGUUGCAGAAUGAUUAUGAACCUACUGAAUUGACUCGAAUGGUUGCUUGUGCUGCUGCUUGCAUCCGUCAUAUGGCCCGGUCUAGGCCAAGAAUGAGCCAGAUAGUUAGAGCUUUGGAAGGUUAUCAUUCUCUGGAUGAUCUAAAUGAGGAAAUCUCCCUUGGGACAGCUGGAAACAUAGAUUAUGAUAAUGAUCAAUAUAAGGACUUAAAGAAAUUCAGAAAGAUGGUACCAAUAAGCCACGACCAAGGCUCUAGUGAAUGCAGCGGACCUAGCAACGACUCAGCUUUGCACCAAUCUGUCUCAAGCAGUGAAAGCUAA
Quercus lobata is the source of this 1452-nucleotide messenger RNA. RefSeq names its product proline-rich receptor-like protein kinase PERK15. Gene Ontology annotation, molecular function: protein kinase activity; ATP binding. The coding region runs from base 172 to 1452 and encodes 426 amino acids. The transcript has 8 exons. The record is from RefSeq and is a predicted model, not a curated record. Lineage: Eukaryota; Viridiplantae; Streptophyta; Magnoliopsida; Fagales; Fagaceae. Gene Ontology annotation, biological process: protein phosphorylation.